This is a messenger RNA of Thalassophryne amazonica, 1675 nucleotides long. RefSeq names its product gastrula zinc finger protein XlCGF52.1-like. The record is from RefSeq and is a predicted model, not a curated record. Gene Ontology annotation, molecular function: DNA-binding transcription factor activity; RNA polymerase II cis-regulatory region sequence-specific DNA binding. Lineage: Eukaryota; Metazoa; Chordata; Actinopteri; Batrachoidiformes; Batrachoididae. The coding region runs from base 71 to 1534 and encodes 487 amino acids. The transcript has 2 exons. Gene Ontology annotation, biological process: regulation of transcription by RNA polymerase II.
GGAAAAUAUGACGUGGAAUCCAUCGCCGUGGAUAAAAGGUUGAAGGCUCUAGGCCUUGCUGAAGGAAGACAUGCUGCAGCUGUUCAUGAGCAAAAGGGAAAUGCUGCAAGAAGAGCAGGAGUUGAUUCUGAGUGUUGACCAGAAAGACAUUAAAGAAGAACAAGAGACAAUCUGGCCAAGUCCAGAGGGACAGCAGCUUCACUGGCUGGAGGAUGCAGAUAUCACUGAGUUGCCUUUCACUGCGGUUCCUGUGAAGAUUGAAAAUGAAGACCAUACGCAAACCUUACUUGCUCAUCAAACGGAAAUGGAGGAGAACACAGGAUCUGAGCCUCUGGCCAGCAGCUCAACUGCACACAGAACACUGACAGCAGACGCUGAUGAAGAGGACUAUAGAGGACCGCAAGCUGCCAGCUUUUGGGGCCCAUAUCGUUAUUUACAGCCAGAUACUAAUGGUGGAAUUUUAGAUAGUUCUGAAGCUGAAACUGACGAUAGUUAUGAAUGGGAACCAGGCACAGAACAUUGGUCAGGUUUAAACUGUGAGGAAAAGAUUGAAAGCAUGACUAACACAGCAAGGAAACAGUUUCAUUGCUCUAAAUGUGGAGAAGCAUUUCAUCACGUGAACUAUGCAGAGCAACAAAAUAGAAUUCAAGAAAGUGAAAAAUUCUUUAGCUGUCCAGAGUGUGAUAAAAGGUGGAGACAAAAAGGCAGUCUGACCACACAAGCAGGAAGUCAUACGGGAGAGAAAAUGUUUGUCUGCUCUGAAUGUGGUAAAACAUUUGGGCUAAAGGGCAAUCUGAAUACACACAUGAGAAUUCAUACUGGAGAGAAACCAUUUGCCUGUUCCGAGUGUGACAAAAGUUUUGGAAAAAAGAGUGUCCUGAACAUACACAUGAGAACUCAUACGGGCAACAAACCAUUUUGUUGUUGUGUGUGUGGUGAAAGAUUUGGACAGAAAUGUAGCUUGAAUACACACAUGAGAAUUCAUACAGGAGAAAAGCCAUUUGGCUGUCCUGAGUGUGGUAAAAAAUUUGGACAAAAGUGCCACCUGAACACUCACAUUGUAAUUCAUACAGGCAAGAAGCCAUUUGGAUGUUCUUUGUGUGGUAAAAGAUUUGCAGAGAAAAGUGAUUUAAAUAGACACAUGAGAAUUCAUUCUGGAGAGAAACCAUUUAGUUGUUCUGAGUGUGAUAGAAGAUUUGGGGAAAAACGUGAUUUAAAUAGACAUAUGAGAAUUCAUACAGGAGAGAAACCAUUUUGUUGCUCUGUGUGUGGUGACAGAUUUGGGGAAAAACGCAUUCUGACCAUACACAUGAGAAUUCAUACAGGAGAAAAACCAUUUGUUUGUUCAGAGUGUGGUAAAAGAUUUGGAGUCAAGAGCAAUCUCAAUAGACAUGUGCGAGCGCAUACAGGAGAGAAACCAUUUCAUUGUUCUGAGUGUGGUAAAAGAUUUGGAGAAAAAAGUGAUCUGAACAGACACAUGAAAAUUCAUACAGGAGAGAAGGAGGGGUGGUUUGGAAGUCCUACUGGACACUAACCUAUGGUAUGAGGACGUUUAAGGGUGAUUCUUUAACUACGGGCACUGUUGGCCUUGUAAAUGUAAUUUCCACCACACCAUUGCCUUACAAUAUAAAGCGCCUUGGGGCAACUGUUUGUGAUUUGGCGCUAUAUACAUGUG